UGGAUUGGAAGUCGUUACGUUUAGUGGACCCAAAAUUAUUUUCUUCGGUUUUCAACUGCUUCCUGUGUAGCUGUCACAAUGCCGUGAUGUUUUGGUUUGCGGUUCCAAUAAGCAAUUGAAUUGGAUUACCCACCAACUUAUUAAUGUGACAUGACAUGAUCUGAGCUUGAAAGGAUUCUCACGUUCAUAGCGAAAUAGUUUUGUUUAUAUACUGGAGAUAUGUGUGGAGUUUUUGGCUGCUCGGUUAUGAACAUAAGCAAAAUGGCUCCCCUCAUGACAUCCCGUCGCCUUAGGAAAUUGAGAGAUGUUGACAAGUUGUUGAGAAGUUAGAGACCCUGUGCAUCGUGCAUCAAGCUGAAUUAUAUCUUUUACCUUUAAUGAACUUUUGUAUGGAGAAACUUAAGAGUAUUUACAAAGUGAAUCUGGGACGAUCUUAUGUGAACAUAGUGAAUCUGUGACAAACGUGAAAAUAGUGCAUCGGAGACAAACUUCUGUGAACAUAGUGAAUCACCAAUCCAGUGGAGCAGUUCAUCAUGAGAGAAACAAGAUCAAGCAGAGGCAUAGGUCGCUCUGCGAGAGGACCGACGAAGACUCCAGCAUUGGAGAAAAAAAUCAACAAAAAUGAAAAGAAACUUGAGACACCCAAAAAGAAUUUGGUAGCAAGAGGUAGGAGAAUUGCUGUUGAUCUUCCAAACAAAAAAGCAGAGCUGAAACAACUAGAUAAUAAGAAUGUGGGUACCAGUGGUGACAAAAGCGUUCAUUCAGGUAAAGAAAGUCCACAGUCAUCUGUCACCUCAGAUAAGGCAAGUAGCCAAAAUAGUAGAUCUCCGAGAGGAAGGAGGAAGACUCCAGCAUUGGAGAAAAAAGCCAGCAAACAAAAAGAAAAACUUGAAACUGCCAUUAAGAAUUCAGUAGAAAAAGAGGGCAAAAUUGCUGUGGAUCCUCCAAACGUAAAAGUAGUGUUGAAAAAACUUGGUGAUAAUAUGGGUGGUGACAAAAGUGUUCAUUCAGUUGAAGAAAAUGCACAGUCAUCUGUCAUCUUAAACAAGACAAACACCCAAAAUGAACAUCAAGUGGGUAAUCGACAUGCAGUUUCUUCAAAAACAGGUUUGGUGGAAAAUGAGAAAGAGCAGGAAUCCAAGAAAGACGAUUUUGAUCUUUUUGAAGAUGAGGAGGUUUUGAGAAUUAUUGCAGACUUGGAGGAAAUUUUUGUUGAUUUCCCAGAGCUAAUUGAGGCCAGUGAGACAAAGCAGUUAGAUGAUGAGAAACCCUCUAAUGUUAAGCCACAGAAACCCUGUGAUGUUGAGUCUGAGAAGAAACCCAGUGAUGUUGAGCCAGAGAAAAAACCCUGUGUUGAGCCAGAGAAGAAACCCUGUGAUGUUGAGCCUGAGAAGAAACCCAGUGAUGUUGAGCCAAAGAAGAAACCCUGCAAUGUUGAGCUAGUGAAGAAACCCUGUGAUGUUGAGCCAGAGAAAAAACCCUUUGAUGCCAAACCUGGGAAACCCUCUGAUGUUGAGACUGGGAAACAUCCUGGUGUUGAGUCAAAGAAAUCCUCUUAUGUUGAGCCAAAGAGAGAUGUUGGACCAGGUAAAUCCUCUGAUAUUAAGCCAAAGAAGCCUGAUGUUGAGCCAGAAAAACCCUCUGGUAUUGAUCUAGAGAAACCCUCCGAUGUUCAGCCCAAGAAACCCUCUGAUAUUGAGCCAGAGAAACCUGAUGUUGAGCAUGGUAAACCCCCUGAUUGUAAGCUAGGGAAACCCUCUGGUGUUGAGCCAGAGAAACCCUCUUGUGUUGAGCCAGAGAAACCCUCUUGUAUUGAGCCAGAGAAAUCCUCUGGUGUUGAGCCAGAGAAAUCCUCUGGUGUUGAGUCAGGGGAACCCUCUGAUGUUAAGCCAAAGUGUAAUAAUAGUCCUUACAAUGAGACACAGUACAUUGUGAAAAGCUUAGAAAAUGACAAAAAAGAAGAAAAACCUUUGCUAGCUAAAGAGGUUGGUGGGCUAACAAAACAUGGACCUUACAGUCGUAUUUUGUGUGUGGGAGACUCACGCAUGCAGUCACUUGAGGAGUUUUGGCCAGAAUAUCCAUUUAUUAAACCCCAGUUUCUCAUUGCACCCCAUUUAAGACUUGAAGAACUUGAAGAUUUCAUCCUGUCAUAUAGUGAGCUCCCACGCCUGGAAAAGGGAACAUUGUUGAUAUGUAAUGUUGGUCUUUAUGAUAUCAUUGAAUUAGUAGAUUUUGCUAAUUGUGCUUCAGUCAGGAAUCAUAAGCCUCUUAAAGUCAUGACCCUUACAGAGGAUAAAGUUGAAGACCUAAUCCACACAGUGUUAAUUCGUCUUAAAAAAGCUUAUAAGAAACUAGAAGACAUUUUAGGUAGCAGUUCAGUCAUUUGUUUUUCAGCCAUAGUUCCCCCUGACCCUAUAACACAUUUUUUUGCGCAGGCAAGAAAUCACUUUCCAAAAGGACAUACCACCAUGGGUGGUCUGCUUCGAGAUAAUUUAGAUAGGAUUACGUCUAAGAUUCCAGACCUUUUAUUUUUGCAAGGGUCCAAUAAACAUUGGUUUUUUGAGGUACAAUAA
Molecule: messenger RNA, 2573 nt
Organism: Macrobrachium nipponense
Lineage: Eukaryota; Metazoa; Arthropoda; Malacostraca; Decapoda; Palaemonidae
Product: proteoglycan 4-like
Exons: 4
Coding region: 534-2573 (679 amino acids)
Source: RefSeq, a predicted model, not a curated record